Messenger RNA from Recurvomyces mirabilis, 3693 nucleotides. Its product is annotated as tRNA (guanine-N(7)-)-methyltransferase (tRNA(m7G46)-methyltransferase). The transcript has 2 exons. The coding region runs from base 1 to 3693 and encodes 1230 amino acids. NCBI's taxonomy places the organism in Eukaryota, Fungi, Ascomycota, Dothideomycetes, Mycosphaerellales, Teratosphaeriaceae. The record is from RefSeq and is a predicted model, not a curated record. Gene Ontology annotation, cellular component: intracellular membrane-bounded organelle. Gene Ontology annotation, molecular function: phosphatidylinositol binding.
AUGAACCUUGAGCGCAAAUAUGUGAUCGCCUCUGCCAUUACCGCCUUUAUCGCUUGGGCCUUGAUCACCGAUUGGAUCCCGAGUUUGCGCUGGAUACCUUACGCUUUUGUUGCUGGAUUCUUGGUUGCGGUUGCAGGACUGGGAUAUGUGGUUCUGACGACUUCGAAGGGUGUGAGAUGGGACGAGGAUGAGAGGUCUGGGUUUGGGGCGCGAGGUGGUGGUGUUGUUGCGCCGGCAUUCACGAAGGGAGAGGCGUGGGAGGAGGCCAAGGCGACUUUGAUGGCAAGAGCUGAGUACAGACGGCCGAUCAUCUUUCCGGAGGCUAGGGCGUUCAGUAAAGCUGUGGAUGGGUUGUUGGAUCUGAUACUGAGGGAUUAUGUUAGUACUUGGUAUCGUGCUAUCAGCCCACGGCCACUGUUCCAGCAUGAGAUCGACAGGGUCAUUCGCUCGGUGCUGCUCACAAUCGCGGCACGAUUUAAAGAUCUGGAUGUUGUUGAGAUUGGAGUCGCGAGACUGUUGCCCACUAUCACGGCCCAUCUAAAGGACUUUUAUGAUGCGGAACAUGCUGUUCGAGGCAAAGAUCUGGCUGGCAAUAUCACCGAGAGCGAUGAGCUGAAUACGGCUACUGCGAGCAAGUACCACAAUGGCAAGGUGCAUUCUGUGGCUGCUCUCAAGAACUCCGACACAGCCCGGGCGCAGCAGGACCAUUUACGGGAAGUCAUUGUCAAAGUGCUGCCUAUUGUUCUGCCCAUGAACAUGCAGUCGAGUACUUCGGUCACUAUCAUAGUGCGUGAGCUCGUGACUUGUGCCGUCUUGGGACCUAUUAUUGGCAUGCUCUGCGAGCCAGACUUCUGGAAUCAAAUGAUUGUGAACUUGGGUGGGCCAAUGCUGCAAGACCGCAAGACUGUGAAGAAAGUGCGAGCAGCGUUGGAUCAGCAUGCACCGGCCUCUCCUAAAGCUACGCGAAGUACCCAAUUUCCGCGGCUGCGACCCUAUGAUAGUGAGCGGCAAUUCGAGCGCUUCAUUCGUGCUGUCAGGCAUGUCAUGAAUUUGUCUGAAGCACGCAGGUUCCGAAGCGAGAUCGUGAGCCAGAUACGGCGUGACUCGGCUGCUGAGAACCAAGAUGCCGUGUACCUUCGACGCUUGGAGACUGGAAAGCGGCUACUGGACCAAAAGAUCGCGACGUUAUCUGUCACAGCCGAUGGAGCGGUCAAGCCUAAGCUCUCGGUACGAACACCUUCCUUGACAGAUGCCGUGUCGCGCAAGCAGCAGGCAACACUUCGCGAAGUCAUCUACGAUGCUGCUGGCCUGAGCUAUUUCAUGGAGUACAUGGAUCGCGUCAAAUUGAUGAGACUGGUCCAAUUCUAUCUCGUGGUUGACGGCUUUCGCUACCCUCUGGAAGGUGACAGUGAUGACGCACCGCCAGGUGUCGCCAACGACAAGGAUCGCAUGGAUAUUGGUCAGAUGUACGAAGGCUACCUCAGCAAGUCUGAGCUUCGUGCUUCUGAUGAAUCUCUGGAAGGUGUCAGGCAAUACCUCAAAGCUGGAACGAGAGCCUCAGCGCAGCAAUACAUCGAUGCCAGGAAGGCUAUUCUGCGGACACAGACGCAAGCAUAUGCUGCCAUGAAGGAAGUGCACUACGAGAACUUCAAAAAAUCCGACUUGUACUAUAAGUGGCUUUCUAUUGACGACAAUCCAACACAGACCGCAGUUCAAAGCAAGCAAGUUGGCUCUCCAUUGUCUCCUGAUACCAUCACCAGUGGCGAGACCUCACCGGUCAAGGCACGCAGACCGCUGCCCGCCAUUCUGCGCAAGGAGCCAGAGCUGCGCCGUGCCGUGCUGUCGAGCACGGAUCUGAAGACUUCAUCAAGAGCAUCGUCAUUCAAGACAGACGUACGGAGAUCGCUUGAUGACAGCAACAGGCCUGCAUUGUUCGGCGACGAUGUCGAAGAAGAGCGAAUGUCACAAUCAUUGACAAGUCUCAAGGAUUACGACUCUGAAGGCGAAACAGCACGUGAAGCCCAAGAGGAGGCAAAAGCUGUUCGCGAUAUGCAGAGCGCGCUUGAUGAGAUCGUGAACCAUGAGAGUGACGCAGAUUCGCUGUUCUCAGAUUCUACGGGCAGGCCGUCACUGGACUGUGAUGGUAGAAGACCGUCGCAAGAUUUGCUGCGACCUUCGCACCCAGUAAGGCCGCCCUUACCAGACCGGCCCAGUAUUGCGUCUCUUGGCUUAGUGGGCGCGCCAAAAAGCCGGGGUGUCUUCGUCGAUGACCUCUUCGCGGAUGAAGCGCAGAAAUUUGUGGAAGACGAGCGUGAAGACUCUAAUGGGCCGGAUGACAGUGAAGACGACCGAGUACAAGAAGCAGCACCUGGCGAUCUAGGUCUCAUCGAAGCGAUUGGUACCAUAGAUGCAGAAAUGGAGAAGCUCAAUGCGCAGAAAGGUGUUUUAGACUCGCUGACCGCCAAGGCUGAGCUAACGAACAAUACGGCUGAGCUGCGUAUCUUGCGAAAGUCCGAGCAGAGUCUGCAGCGUGAGAUCAAGCGCAAGGAGAUGCAAAAGCAGCAGUAUGUCGUGCAGGAGAGCGAUAACAGCCUUUAUGGCCGUGCGCAGGUCACGAUCAAGUCCGUGAUGGUAGGUAGGGAAGACGAUGGCCACGAGUAUGCCUUGUAUGUGAUCGAGGUACGGCGGCAGGCUGGCGACAAUAUGCCUGCUGCUACUUGGGCUGUGACGAGACGGUACAGUCAGUUCCACGAGCUACACAAGCGUCUUCGAGCACGCUUCCCUUCUGUUCGCGAUCUAGACUUUCCCCGUCGGCAGGCGCUCUUCACGCUACAGAAGGACUUCAUCAAUAAGCGCCGCAUUAUUCUGGAGCGGUACUUGCGAUCACUAUUGCUGGUCCCAGCUAUCUGUCGAAGUCGUGAGCUUCGUGCAUUCCUGUCGCAAUCAGCGAUCACUGCGAACGGCUCAGAUGGCACGCAAGCUGAUGCGAAAGACUUCGUGACACGCAUAUACAACUCUGUCUCAGACGGUAUGGAUGAAUUCCUGGGUAAUAUACCCGUGCUCGAUCAACUAUCCGUCGCGGGUCAGAACCUCAUCUCAGCUGCGACAGCCCAGAUGAACAAUGGUGCCGCCAUCGACGCGCUCGAUCCCACGACACAGGACCCCGCUACUGCUGGCGAGGCGGAGGCAGAGCUCAAUGCAUAUGAAGUCCGAGAAGUAGACGAGCCUUUCGUCAAGCCAAUCUGUGAUCUCUUUCUCGAGACCUUCGAGUUGUCGAAAGGCAACAGCUGGUUGCGUGGGCGCACCGUCGUAGUCGUGCUACAUCAAUUGCUUGGUGGUACGAUUGAACGCAAAGUCCGUGAUACAACCAAAACAGGUUUGCAGGACAAGGCUCUAGCAGGCUAUAUCGAGAUUCUGGAGAACAUUAUGUGGCCAGGAGGCAAGCAACGGCCACCCUCGGUCCCACGAACACCAGCCCAGAAGGCUCGUUCACGGAAGGAAGCCGGUCUGAUACUUGGCGCACUUGUCCCCGAUCUGGCUGGCAGUGUCGUAGGCAAGGCAAAUGCUCAGGCCGCGAGUCGAAAGAUCAUAGCAUUGCUCAACAAUCAGCGGCUGAAUGCUCACAUAGUCUUCACGCUAAUAGAUGAGGUCAUCAAGAUAGUGUUUCCAGAGACAAUAGAGAAACAGACGUAA